UGGUUUAAUGGGGUGAGGAUUGUCUUCAAUCCGAGUUCAUACCAUCGAUGGAGGGGUAACCAUCCAAGCUAAUGAAAGGGGCGCAUCACACAGCUUAUCCUUUCUGACCCACUGACCAUGGAGAAUCUCACACUCGCAAAUUUGGACUUGAAAGCCUUGAUAACAAGCUGAAACAAAGAAUUCUGUUCGUAAACGGGCACGCAAGCAUGCGGCGUGAGUUGGGAUCUUUAAUUGCAUGCGUUGAGCAAUGAUCAUGACUCUGAGUGAGUAGGAUGCAGUAGUUUAAAGUUUUAGUGGUUCUAUCCCACAAUUCGACUGAGCUGCCGCAAACGCCUGCUCACCGCCAAGCUGCUGCAUUUCGCUGUUUAAGUUUGCGGACCGGUUCUUGCAAUGGCAACCGCUUUACUAGGCCGUUGCCUCUCGUCGAUGCAUUGCUCUUGUCAUCCGCCCCGAGCUAACUUCCGAGUGCCUCUUCUAACAACUCGCAAACCUUCUCUGUCGUUUAGGGUUAGCGGGCCACGGUAUGCACCAAGAUGUGAGUAUUCUUCAGAAGUCGCAGCAGAAUCUGAUGACGGGACCCACGUGGGCGAGACGCAGGAAUUAGAGUCUCUCUCUGAGAGCAUAAAGAAUGCUAAGAAUGCGUCUGACAAGCCGAAGAAUUUCUUUCCGAAGAAGGGCCAGGACCUGGAAAUGGUUUGUGAGAGCUUGGCAUACAAGGGUCUUGGGUUGUGCAAGGUUGUGGACACUGGAUUUGUUGUGUUCUGCGAGCGGGCGUUGCCAGGGGAGCGCCUUAUCGCCCGAAUACUCAAGAAAAAGAAGGGUUUUGCGGAGGCAUACAAGUUGAAGACAUUGUCAGUGCAUGACAACGCGGUAGAAGCACCGUGUGAGUACUUUGGCGAGUGCGGUGGAUGUAAGACACAGAAUUUGACCUACGAGGCUCAACUUCGCGAAAAGGAACAGCAGGUUCAUGAUCUGAUUGCACGGCUUGGAAAGUUUGGCAACAGCCCCCUCUCGGGUGAACCUGGAAGUUAUAUGAUGCCCAUAGUACCUUGCGCUACUCCAUAUGCCUACCGCAAUAAGAUGGAAUUCUCAUAUGGAACAAAAAAGUGGAAGUCUAAAGGAUUGUUUGUCUCACCGAAACUUGAAGACGUGAAUGAAAGUGGUCCAAAGUUAGAGUUUGCACUUGGGCUUCAUGCUCCUGGUCGAUUUGACAAAAUUAUGCCUAUUCACAACUGUCUUCUACAGCAUGACGUUUCCAAUCAGGUCUUGAAAUUGGUUCAGGACCACGGUGAAAGACAUUUAGAGGAGUUGCCCCCAUAUGAUGUACGGACACACGAAGGUUUUCUUAAGCAUCUUACUAUUCGGUCUGGCAGGGACUGCGAGACUGGACAAUUGCAGUUGAUGGUGAACUUUGUGACGAAAGGAGAUAAGAAAGAUCUGCUUCAACCCCUUGUAGACCAAAUCACAACCUCUUUUCCGCAAGUGGUCAGUAUUGUGAAUAAUGUAAAUUCAGCAGUUGGGCCAUCGUCUAUUGUUGACAAGGAGCAUGUUCUAUACGGCAAGGCUUAUAUUACCGAACGCCUACGGGGGCUCGUUUUUGAGAUUUCCGCUAACUCCUUUUUUCAAACGAAUACUUCUCAGGCUGAGGUGCUUUACCAGAAGGUUGAAGAGCAGUGUGCUUUGAAAGGUGAUGGCAGUGAAGUUCUUUUGGACCUCUUUUGUGGUACCGGCACAAUCGGGCUUAGUAUGGCGAAAAGGGUGAAGCAUGUAUAUGGGUAUGAACUCGUGCAAGAAGCCGUGGUAGAUGCUCGUCGCAAUGCUGCUCGAAAUGGGAUUCAGAAUGCCACCUUCAUUCAGGGUGACCUCAACAAGCUUACUGACGAAUUUGGAAAGGACUUUCCACGACCUGAUGUAGUGAUAACAGAUCCUAACAGGCCAGGCAUGCAUAUAAAGCUGAUAAAAUAUCUGCUACAGCUACGUGCACGUCGCAUUGUCUAUAUCUCCUGCAACCCAGCCACAUGUGCCCGGGACUUGGAUCUAUUGUGCCAUACCGGAGAUGAAGGCGUGGAAUCACCCACCCGCUAUCGACUAGUGCAUGUUCAACCCGUCGACAUGUUCCCUCAAACUCCCCACAUCGAGUGUAUAACUACUCUCGAGCUUUGCGAGUAGAAACAAUUAAUCCAAAUGUGCUCUUGGUUUCUACAAUUAAUGACUUAAAUGCUUCUCGCCCUCUGCAUUGUUCUGACGAAUACUUCACAAAUUUAGGAAGCAGAUAGUGUGAUAUGCUCGGGGUUGAAGGGAGCAGAGUAGGCAUUCUUUAGUACCUUCCAGUUGGUGAGGGCAUUUCAUACGACGGGUAUCAUGGUGUAUUGAGGAUACAGGAAGGGGCUCGUGGAGUGAAUGAUCCUAAUCGCAGCGUAUGCUCUGAAGGUCAGACAUUUUUCAUCUUAAUUUCUGGGUGAGUUCUUUUAAAUUUAUUCCCGUAGGUCUAGUUCGGGGCUAAACAUCCUUCUAAAUAGACUCCUUUUGACAAUCUAAGAAAGACACCUCUCAAAUAAGACAAGUAGUUUUGGAUUGUUGAAGUGUGUUAGCUUGACACACAUUUUAGGUUUUAGCACUACCAGCUUAUCUCUACAAACAGGUGAACUGUUUGUUAUGCGCCUACUUAUUUUUUGCAGGUCUGGAUUACAGAGAGCUGUUUCGUGACCAACUGCAAAGGUGAACUCCUUUCGUCGUAUUACACGAUUGGGUGCCAAUUUUGUAAUGUUCCACCCAUUGAAUUUUACAGAAUCUUCCUUCAAUCACUAUAUAUGGGACACAUUCGUCUUUAGCUUCAUCACCUCAAUUCCCCUAGCCUCUCCAUUUCACUCUCUCCGAGUAAGGAGAUUGUCUAGAAAGUCUGUAGGCUUGAGAACACUAAUCAACACCCGGAUUUCUA
This is a messenger RNA of Physcomitrium patens, 2938 nucleotides long. RefSeq lists its product as uncharacterized. Gene Ontology annotation, molecular function: RNA methyltransferase activity. The record is from RefSeq and is a predicted model, not a curated record. Gene Ontology annotation, biological process: RNA processing. NCBI's taxonomy places the organism in Eukaryota, Viridiplantae, Streptophyta, Bryopsida, Funariales, Funariaceae.